UCACCGCCCCCUGCUCCUCCCCGGCGUCUGCGAUUUUCCCAGGCGCCCGGUGUGAGUGCGGGUGUGCGUGUGCGUGUGUGUGGCCGUGUGUCGUGUUGUGGGUGUGUGUGCGUGUGUGUGGAUGAGUGUGGGGUGUGUGGGGCUCCUGCGCUCCGCUCGCAGCCGCCGCCGGAGAAGGACGGACGGACGGCGCUUCCUCCUUGGGCGAGCGGUGCCCGGGCACCUGGGUUCGGCUGGGGCGCGAGUGGAGUGCGCCCGGCCGGCCGCCGGCCGCCGGCAGGUCCCGCCGCGUCCCCCGUGGGCUGGAUAUGCUCCUGUUCGCGCGAAGAUGGAUUUAGUGUACGGUCUCGUGUGGCUGCUGACAGUCCUCCUGGAGGGGAUCUCUGGCCAAGGAGUGUACGCUCCCCCUACAGUUCGGAUUGUGCACUCCGGCUUGGCUUGUAACAUAGAGGAGGAGCGCUACUCCGAGAGGGUCUACACUAUCCGGGAAGGUGAGACUCUAGAAUUGACCUGUCUGGUCACAGGACAUCCACGCCCACAGAUCAGGUGGACCAAAACAGCAGGAAGUGCCUCUGACAGAUUCCAAGACUCGAGUGUCUUCAACGAGACUCUGAGGAUCACAAAUAUUCAGCGACACCAAGGAGGCCGGUAUUACUGUAAAGCAGAGAAUGGCUUGGGGUCCCCAGCGAUAAAGUCCAUCAGAGUGGAUGUCUACUAUUUGGAUGACCCAGUAGUAACUGUUCAUCAAAGUAUAGGUGAAGCAAAGGAACAGUUUUACUACGAGAGAACAGUGUUUCUCAGAUGUGUUGCUAAUUCCAAUCCACCUGUUCGGUACAGCUGGAGACGUGGCCAGGAGGUGUUACUACAAGGAUCUGAUAAAGGAGUUGAGAUUUAUGAACCCUUCUUUACACAGGGUGAAACGAAGAUCUUAAAACUAAAGAACCUCCGACCUCAGGACUAUGCUAAUUACAGCUGCAUUGCUUCAGUGAGGAAUGUGUGUAAUAUUCCUGAUAAGAUGGUGUCUUUUAGACUUUCAAAUAAAACAGCAUCUCCGUCAAUUAAGCUCUUGGUGGAUGAUCCAAUUGUUGUAAAUCCUGGGGAGGCCAUAACCUUAGUCUGUGUUACAACUGGAGGAGAACCUGCACCUUCUCUCACCUGGGUCAGCUCCUUCGGGACUCUGCCCGAAAAGACUGUUUUGAAAGGAGGAACAUUGACCAUUCCGGCCAUCACUUCAGAGGAUGCUGGUGUUUACAGCUGCAUCGCCAAUAACAAUGUAGGAAACCCAGCAAAAAAAUCUACCAACAUUAUAGUGAGAGCAUUAAAAAAAGGACGAUUUUGGAUCACACCAGAUCCUUAUCACAAAGAUGACAACAUCCAGAUUGGGCGUGAGGUGAAAAUAUCUUGCCAAGUAGAAGCUGUUCCUUCUGAGGAGUUAACUUUUAGUUGGUUUAAAAAUGGUCGUCCACUAAGAAGCUCUGAGCGGAUGGUUAUUACACAGACUGAUCCUGAUGUCUCACCGGGAACAACGAACCUGGACAUCAUUGAUUUAAAAUUCACGGAUUUUGGGACUUACACAUGUGUAGCGUCUCUGAAGGGAGGAGGAAUUUCUGAUAUCAGUAUUGAUGUUAAUAUAUCCAGCAGCACAGUUCCACCCAAUCUGACUGUUCCACAGGAAAAAUCACCUUUGGUCACCAGAGAAGGAGACACAAUAGAACUGCAAUGUCAAGUAACUGGAAAACCCAAACCAAUCAUCCUUUGGUCUAGAGCAGAUAAAGAAGUUGCAAUGCCUGACGGGUCAAUGCAAACGGAGAGCUAUGACGGCACAUUGAGGAUUGUGAACGUGUCGAGAGAAAUGUCAGGAAUGUACAGAUGUCAGACCAGCCAGUACAAUGGAUUUAAUGUGAAGCCCAGGGAAGCAUUGGUGCAGCUCAUUGUGCAGUAUCCUCCUGCUGUGGAACCAGCAUUCUUAGAAAUCCGGCAAGGGCAGGACCGAAGCAUCACAAUGAAUUGCCGAGUACUGAGAGCAUAUCCUAUCCGAGUCCUGACGUAUGAGUGGCGUCUGGGCAGUAAAUUAUUACGGACCGGUCAGUUUGACUCUCAGGAAUACACAGAGUACCCUGUGAAGAGUCUUUCCAAUGAAAACUAUGGGAUUUAUAAUUGUAGCAUCAUAAACGAAGCUGGAGCCGGAAGAUGCAGCUUUCUUGUGACAGGAAAAGCCUAUGCUCCAGAAUUCUAUUAUGAUACCUACAACCCCGUGUGGCAGAACAGACACCGGGUUUAUUCCUAUAGUCUACAGUGGACACAAAUGAAUCCUGAUGCGGUGGAUCGAAUUGUUGCCUACCGGUUGGGUAUUAGACAGGCUGGACAACAACGCUGGUGGGAACAGGAAAUUAAAAUAAAUGGGAAUAUUCAAAAGGGAGAACUAAUCACAUAUAACUUGACUGAAUUAAUUAAACCAGAGGCCUAUGAAGUUCGAUUGACUCCUCUCACUAAAUUUGGGGAAGGAGAUUCAACAAUUCGUGUCAUAAAAUAUAGCGCGCCUGUCAACCCUCAUUUGAGAGAAUUUCACUGUGGAUUUGAAGAUGGUAACAUUUGUUUAUUUGCUCAAGACGAUACAGAUAAUUUUGACUGGACAAAACAAAGUACUGCAACAAGAAACACAAAGUAUACCCCUAACACCGGACCAAGUGCCGAUCGAAGCGGCUCCAAAGAAGGUUUUUAUAUGUACAUUGAGACAUCUCGACCCCGACUGGAAGGCGAAAAGGCUCGACUGCUCAGCCCUGUUUUCAGCAUAGCUCCCAAAAAUCCUUAUGGGCCCACCAACAGUGCAUAUUGUUUCAGCUUCUUUUAUCACAUGUACGGACAGCAUAUAGGUGUCUUAAAUGUUUAUCUACGUUUGAAAGGACAGACAAAAUUAGAGAAUCCACUCUGGUCUUCAAGUGGGAAUAAAGGACAACGGUGGAAUGAGGCCCAUGUUAAUAUAUACCCAAUUACUUCAUUUCAGCUCAUUUUUGAAGGUAUUCGAGGUCCUGGAAUAGAAGGUGACAUCGCCAUUGAUGAUGUGUCUAUUUCAGAAGGAGAAUGUACAAAACAAGACCUAACAACUAAGAAUUCCGUGGACGGUGCUGUUGGGAUUUUAGUACAUAUAUGGCUUUUUCCAGUCAUCGUCCUCAUCUCGAUCUUAAGUCCUCGAAGGUGACCUCAUCCUGGCAGAGGCUAUAGAAGAUUCACCAGGCACGGGCAUGAAGAAAGAGUCUUUGUAAAUGGACAUUGCCAAAACAAACUACCAAAGAUUCCUCCACUGACUACUGACUCAAAAUAAAAUAAUAGGAACAAAAUUUUUUAAGCACUGGGGAUAAAAAGACAUCGUGGAAGUAUAACUUAUUCCAAACUGCAUAAAAAAUGAUCAUUUUGACCUGAGUAGAGAAGAGAUCUUCAGGUGCUUUUGUGGCUAAAAAAAGAUUGCAGCAGCAUCUCGUUGAACUCUGGAAAAAAAAAAAAAAAGAGAGAGAGAGCUAUAGAAAUCCUUGUCAAAGCACAAAGUCAUGGCUGGUUUUGUUUCAAAUGAAUAGUUUGCUUGUUACCAUGGAAACCUAAUGGCCUGCCAACAAAAACCUCACUGUAAACAGGGUACCUGAAGAGCUUGCAUUUAUUUUCCUUUCCAGAAGGUUUUACGCAGAGAAUUGAAUAAACGUAGGCCCACUCCUUGAAAAUAACCUGAACUCAGAAUUAUUCACAACAGCCGUGUCCUCCUCCCCGCCCUCCCCCUGCCACCUUUUUCCUCGUUUCUCCUCCUCCGUCCUCCCAUGGCUGAGCUAGGUAGCUGUAACCUGUCUCCUUGUGCAUGCACCGUGCUCCAGGGUGGUGGACCUGGGCUUACUUAUGACACAGGCCUAUCGGAGUUUGAUUGCGGCCACUUACACCCCCAAACGAAGUCAUCCGAUCCGAUGAAGAAACCAAACCACCGUCUUUUAUAAGUUGCCAUGGAAACCAAGUGCCUUCAAUGAAACAAGCCUGACUAAUUUUCAACUCAGAAGCUUGCACUGCUGAGAGCGGUUUGUGUAAAACUAUUUUCUAAACAAACGACAGAGCCUCAAUGUGCAAAUUACAGGCAAGACAACAAAGCCGCUUCUGCAGAAGAAAAGACCGAAGCUGUUGCGUAAGCCCAUGCAGACAAGAUAGUUGUUGUUGAACCUUCUAGACAGCCAUGGCCUCUCCGCUGAUUAUCCAUUCAGAAAAUAACUUCCAUUGAGACCAGACACGGGAGCAACAUUUUUUCUUCCAGGUUAUUCAAUGGGUCAACCAGAGCAAAAGGUUGGUAAGGAAGCACGUAGCGCAGAAGGUGGUAAAACGCAAAAGUGAUUUCUUCCUCUAACCUCCAUUUGAAAUGGAAUUGGCUCUUGCUUUAGAGGAAACAAGAAAAUCUUUGUGGUUGCAGUGCAUACAAACGCCACAGCGGACGGGGCCUGACAAUUCUGGCUUCAUUGGAAACACUGAGGGUAACUAAUAUGCCUCUGCCCUUUCAUCAGACUCUGUGAAAAUUGUGAAAUAUUAUUUUAUUAUUUUAACAAGAUUAAAAAAAAAACCACUUUUACAAAAAAACAAAAACCUGUAAAAAUGAUUUUGAGCUACCUGAGGACAAACCAUACCUUUAACCAGCCAGUUUUCCAAUGCAUUGUAAAUUUCACUUAAACCCGUUGGUUAUGAAAAUUUGAAGAGCUUUUUCCUUAAAUUAUCUCAGCUAUUACCUUCAUUUAAAAAGACUUUUGUCUAAAGAAGAAUACUAUUAUGUUCUCUCAACACCCCAGGAUUAAAAAAAUGAUUAUGCAAGUAAUUUGGAUAUAAGUAUUAAAUUAUAACAUUUGCAAUUAUUAAUAUAAAAAGCACAACAAAAUGUAGUGGAAAAUGACAAGGCUUGAUUUUUUUUUUAAUUCUGUAGAAAUGUUUGUGCAAAAUCAAUAAUUCAACAUAAAAGAUAAUUUUACAGCAAUGUUCAAUAAAGCCUCUUUCCAGGUAAGGUAUGAAAAGCGGUAUGUGUGUUUGUUGAGCAAUUUUCUCUUAUGACCAAACUGAGGGUAGUUAUACAAUUUAUUGUUUAUGUUACCAUGGGACAAGUCAUCAGUGCUUCAUACACGUUGAUGUUUGCAGAAAGAAAUUCUAGUAGGAAGUCCCAGAUGUGGCCUUCCAUAUUUGUAAUGAAUAUCCAAAAUGUUAAACCUUUGAAGAUGAAAUAUGAAGCAGAUAUUUACUUGGAAUGGAAUGUGUGAUUUUAUAGUCACAAGGAGAGGGACCAGCCUGAAAAUCUAGGCACUAACAGAACUGAGUCAAACUAACUUCUUUUAAAGAGAACAGAGGAAUGAGUUUCAAACAGUUGAACAAAUGACACAAAUUGAAGAGUUUUCAAAAUAUACAAGUUGCCCAUCUAUGAAAUUAAGCCAAAGAGAAUGAUGUCUGGGUCAGGCAGCUUAACAUUUGUUAUAGCUCCCUUUACCUUGACUUGCAUUAUGCGUGGCAACUAACCAUUCUCUCCAAUAUUCCAUAUUAGUGGACCACCCAAUCACUAAUUGAUUGUUCUUCCCUUUUCAGGCUGAUAAUACCAAUAACAAUACUUGAGAUCUAGAGAGAGGCUUAACUCGUUGCCUUCUCUGUUGUCUCUCUCUCCUCCUCUCUAGCUUUGUGUGUCCUCACUCAUGAGUGAGACUAUUGCAAGAAACUACAAAAUCUAUUCUCAGAAUAUUGAAAAUACAUUUGUGGACUUUCCAGGGAAACAGCCAAGUCUCCUUUUCUCCUAAAUAAUUUCCUAAAGAAAUUGCCGUCAAUGAAAGUUUCUAUUCUACUAGUAAUCCUUCAUAAAGCAUUAAAGUGUUUCCUUAACCUUAAGCGUAGUAAGAACACACAGUGCUUCAGGAGUUCAUGAGAACUGGCUGGAACUUCAAAGAGUAACUUUGAUUAGAUUUUUGAAAACUUGCAGAUGAAUGUGAAGAACAAAGAGGCAAUUAGAAGAGGAUGGGCAAAGCAACUGUUUUACCAAAAUGAUAAUUGAUCCUUGUGCAAACCAACCAACAAUUAAAAUGAAGGUUUUUCACUUCAAUUCAAAUGUUCAGGUGCUUUAAAGUAAAGUAAAUGGAUAAAAUGCAGGGACUUUUAAACAGCGAGGAUACAUGAAAUGUAAAGUGUGUUCAGUAACAUAUUUGAUAUUAAUAGUCAUGACAUCUUUUAAAGCAUCCAUCUGUUAUCAACUGUUUUCUUUUUUCCUAAUUUUUUUUAUUUAUGAUGAAUUUAGAUGAUCAGCAUAUUCCCCUUCACCUUUCAACUAACAUAUUUAAGCUAUAAUAAUGUUUAGAUGUAGGAAAGCAUCAGACAAUAAAACUUUUAAUUCUCUGGGAGAAAGAUUUUAUCGCGUAUUCUCCUAGUGUCAGUACUUGAUCCUAGUUAAUUAGGGUCAUUACUCUAUUUCAUCAGUUCUAAGAUGCUUGAUUUGCCACAUUCUGGCCUCUGCAAUUGGGAUGCAACCUACAGUCAAGACCUAAUUUAAUUGCAAUUGGCAGCAUUUCUGUAUAGUUAUCCAUAAAAUAAUAAUGCAUCUUAGAUAUGACAAAAUUCACUGAAGUAGCCAGAAGUGCCACUAAUGUCUAAUAUUACUACUUUUCAAUGGACCCAAAAGUGAGGGAAAACUUCCAGUCACAUUUAUAGGAUUUAUAUGAAAUACUCAUUGACUAUGCAGUAUUUUCAAAUUAAGUCUUUUAUUCUCUCUCUCUGCUAUUGACUCUUCUCUUACAUCUCUAGCCCUGCUUUUUUGUUUUGUUUUGUUUUUCUUUGCUUUUGGUUCUUUUAGUUUUUCCCAUUAUUUCUUUUUUGUUCAAUCAUGAAUUACAAUAUAUUCAGUAUCACUGAUUUAAAAUGUUUCCUGGUUCCAGUGUUUCACAGUCCUUAGUAAGUCAGAAGAUUGGUCUGUCAUUAAAUUUGCAUUGAGAGAGUUCAAAGAUGCAUGGUACACCACAAUGUCAUGCAAUAGAAUAAGCCUAAUGAUAUUUCAUGUCACAUAUAUCACAGAAUCAACUUUGGCAUGGCAAUGAAUUAUGGUAAAUAUAAUAAUCAGAAUUACAAUCCAGCUAGAACGUUACAUCAUGUUACAAAUGUUAAAACAAUCCCAUGACUUUUAUAUUUUAAAAGAUGAUAAAAUAUGAAUUACAACUGUACUAACUUUUCACCAAACAUGAAUUUUUAUUUUAAAGACUUUAUAAUAACAUAUCUGUCAAUAAAAUGUAUACUUUUAAGAACAAUGAAUUAAUUUAGUCUGUACUUAAGACUGUAUGGAAUUGUCUAUGAUAUUUUUCAUGAUCUAUUAUUAUUUGUUUGCUCUAAUUAAUGAUUGAAAGAUGGUGACAGAAUGAUCUGUGAUAAAAGGAUUCUUUUGACUGAACAUUCUUUAUCAUAAAACUUUUUUUUAAUGUGCCUUUCAAAGAUCAGGGCCAUUCAAUAGAUAUUUAAAAUGGAAAAAUUUUACCCCCAAUACAUUCGCUUCUUGGUUGGUGACUACUUCUUACUAAUUGCUUCGUCUGUGUCUCAACAAAGCAGAAAGUAUACUCUUCUUGCGACUGGGUAGUUGAUGUCAAUGAGGAGUUAUUGCAUUUUCUGUGAAAACAAUAAAAUCAUAGGGUUCAAUCCCAAACUA
Molecule: messenger RNA, 7675 nt
Organism: Echinops telfairi (small Madagascar hedgehog)
Lineage: Eukaryota; Metazoa; Chordata; Mammalia; Afrosoricida; Tenrecidae
Gene: MDGA2
Product: MAM domain containing glycosylphosphatidylinositol anchor 2
Exons: 17
Coding region: 122-3199 (1025 amino acids)
Biological process (GO): homophilic cell-cell adhesion
Cellular component (GO): plasma membrane
Molecular function (GO): protein binding
Source: RefSeq, a predicted model, not a curated record